Molecule: messenger RNA, 1617 nt
Organism: Fimicolochytrium jonesii
Lineage: Eukaryota; Fungi; Chytridiomycota; Chytridiomycetes; Spizellomycetales; Powellomycetaceae
Exons: 1
Coding region: 1-1617 (538 amino acids)
Source: RefSeq, a predicted model, not a curated record
AUGACACUCUUUCGUUUUCCUAUUCUGCUACUUCUCUGCGGGUACUUGCUAGGUGGCGCCGCGGAACCCACCGCAGCGGAUAUUGCCGGCGCGGCUUUGGGUAGUCGAAAGGCCGCAGAGCAAUAUGCGGAAAGGCUCUUGUUCCGUAGCCAUCAGGGACAUGGCUUUGCCGCCGAACAUGUCAACAACUUCGUUGAGAACCAUAUGUCGGACCAUACCUCUGCCGUCGUGGGGGGCAACAACGAGAGGAAUGGUCCUGAUCGUAUCAGGACAGGAAGCCAGUUCCGUGGAGGCGCCCAGCGUGUGCAAGUCAAAUACUGGAAGACGGGUCUCCUAUCGGUUGUCGACUGCUUUGACCCGAAAACGGGACUCUUCAUGUACCUAAACGAGGACGGGACGCCUAUGGUAAUCGAAGUCGCCAAGGACAAUUACGAGGCGGCGGUCGCCGCCAUGAAGACAAGAAUCAUGCAAGGCAAGGUGCCUGGCGUGACCGAUGUGGCUGCCGCGGAGAAGCUCAAUUCCCGCGGGCAUAUUACGUAUCUUCAAGCCAGAAACAUUGCCCGUUUCGGAACCGUGGAUGGGCUUUUCUUCGAUGCGCAGACAGGAGCAGUCACAUCGCUCGCUUCCGGGGGAAUAUCGAUGUUCCUUACGUUCGCCGGAGAUAUAUGGAAAGGAGAGGAUUUCGAUAAAGCUAGCGGAAAUGCCUUCCGCGCCGGAGGGAGGUCACUGAGCACUUCAAUCUUCACGCAUGUUCUAUCCUCGCAAGUGGCUCGCUCUCGCAUUGAAUUACUUCUCCGUCCUAUGACGGAUUCCGUGGUCAAAAAGCUAGGAGCGGCCACCGCUGCAACCAUGGCCAGUACCGUUAGCGGCAAGACCAUACACGGGGCCGCAGCGAUGUCUCACAUCUCGAAACUCAUGAGAGGCACGAUCGUUACAAACACCAUCUCCACCACUAUCAUGUCAUUGUGGGAUGUCAAGCAGUACUACAACAGUGAAAUCGGCGGCGGGCAAGCAAUCAAGAACAUUGGAAAAACCGGUACUGGGGUGGCGGCAGGCGGAGCGGGUUGGACCGCCGGAGCUGCUUUGGGCGCAACCGUUGGGUCAGUCGUUCCUGGCCUCGGAACAGUGGUGGGAAGUGUCGUCGGCGGGGUAGUCGGUUCAGUAGUCAGCGGUCAGCUCGGGUCGCACGUUGCCGAUGUCACCCAAACGAAAGUCUUCCGCAUCAAGGACGACAAUGCUGUCAUGAUGGACUACAUCCACCAAGUCAUUGAAGACUUGGCCAACAAUUAUCUGCUGACGGAGGCGGAAUUCGACAUCUUGAUGGACCAUCUGAAGGGUGACAUCUUGGAGUCCAUCAUGUCUGAGAUGAAGAAAGCUAGGAAAGUGACCAAAAUGGGAGACACCGCCCUUUCUCAGACCGCCAGACUUCACAUCGAGCCUAUUUUGGAAAGCAUUAGAGAAAAGAAUUUGGUCAAACGCUCUCUCCCAGAAUCGGAGCCGGCGGACGGUACGAAAACCGGAUUGGUGCUUGAAUCCGCCUCGGAGAGAGAAGAUUACUACCCCAAAGGUCAGACGGGACGGGCGUUGGGUGAUGCCUUUGAGAAUCUGUUCACAUGA